This is a messenger RNA of Protobothrops mucrosquamatus (brown spotted pit viper), 4975 nucleotides long. RefSeq names its product ATP-binding cassette sub-family A member 10. NCBI's taxonomy places the organism in Eukaryota, Metazoa, Chordata, Lepidosauria, Squamata, Viperidae. The transcript is spliced from 36 exons. Gene Ontology annotation, biological process: lipid transport; transmembrane transport. The coding region runs from base 12 to 4541 and encodes 1509 amino acids. Gene Ontology annotation, cellular component: membrane; intracellular membrane-bounded organelle. Gene Ontology annotation, molecular function: ABC-type transporter activity; ATP hydrolysis activity; lipid carrier activity. The record is from RefSeq and is a predicted model, not a curated record.
ACACAAAAGUGAUGGAAGAUGAAAAAUCAAUGGAAGCAGCCCAAGUGGAAGAUGUAAACCUAAUUGGAGUGGUAUUUCAAGAUGAAGUCUCAUAUCGACUCCGAUUCCCUUUCCAUAAAAUGGUUUCCCCAAAUGAAUAUGUUUUAGAGAUAGAUUACUGUUACAACAUUUCAUCACCUUAUUGUCCAAAUACAAGCUAUUGGUUUGGAAGCUUUAUAUCACUGCAGUCUAGCAUUGAUAGUGCACUUAUUGAACGGAUCACCAAUCAUUCUGUUUGGGAAGAAAUGCAAUCUAUUAAUGGCAUCCGUAUGAGAUCACCAUUUAUUAUGCCAGGAAAUGAACUGGAGAAUUGUCUACUCACAUGGGUCUUAUCACUAUGUUUUUCACCGUUUAUGUAUUUCUUGGCACAAACUCUUUCAAGAGAGAAAAGGAAAUUAAAGGAGGUGAUGAAGACGAUGGGACUACGAGAUGCAGCAUUCUGGCUUUCCUGGGGUUUGCUGUAUGGUGUGUACAUAUUGAUUUUGUCCUGUGCAAUGGCAUUUAUUUUGAAACAUUUCUAUUUCCACUUGAGUAACAUUUCUACAUUGUUUGUUCUAUUCUUCCUUUAUGGCAUAUCGAGUAUAUGCUUCUGUUUCAUGAUGAGUGCACUCCUAAAGAAGCCCAAAACCACUGCCUUUGUUGUCAUCCUCUUCAGUCUUUGUUUUGGACUCCUUAGCAUCACAACCACAUUCAAGAUACUGCCUUCAGCUUUGGAAUUAAUUUUCCACAUAUUCUGCACAUUUGCUUUUGGUGCUGGGCUUUCAAAGAUUCUUUAUUUCCAAAAAUGUGGACAAUCCCUCAGUUUGUCAGACAUAAUGUCUGAGUCAUUCACUUUAUUCUUGCUUUUUGAUAUUGUUUUAUAUAUGCUGCUGACUUUCUAUUUUGACAAGAUUGUGCCUGACAAAUACGGGCUGCCUUAUCCUCCCUUAUUUUUUCUGAAGAAGAACUAUUGGUUUAAAUCAAGAAAGCCUGACACCAGUGAUGUUCCUACAAAUGAACAAAGUCGUGGAAAUAUUUUCAGUGAAAAUAUUGAACCUGUGCCUCCUGAAUUCGAUGGGAAGGAAGCCAUUCGAUUAAAUGACAUUAAAAAAACAUAUAACGUGGAAAACACAAAAACGGAAGCUUUGAGAGGCUUGUCUUUGGAUAUCUAUGAAGGUCAGAUCACUGCAGUUCUUGGUCAUAGUGGAGCUGGAAAAACAACAUUGCUAAAUAUCCUUGGUGGAUUUUGUAAGCCAACUGAUGGUUCUGCAACCAUUUUUGAGUACAAUAUAGCUGAAAGGAAAGAUAUGGAACAAAUUAGGCAAUUUAGCGCUGUGUGUCCACAAUUCAAUAUUCAGUUUGAAUGUUUAACAGUGAAGGAAAACUUAAAGAUAUUUGCUAAACUAAAGGGGAUACCAUUCAGUGAUAUAGAAAAUGAGGUAGAAAAAAUUGAGACUCUCUUGGAUAUCAGUGCCAUUCAGAAUACACAAGCUAAGAAUUUAAGUGGUGGACAAAAACGAAAAUUGACUCUUGCGAUUACUUUCCUAGGACAACCGCAGGUAUUAUUACUAGAUGAGCCAACUGCAGGAUUGGAUCCUUAUUCUAGACACCAGGUAUGGACUCUCCUAAAUGAGCAAAAAGCAGGUCGAGUCAUUCUGUUCACCACCCAGUUCAUGGAUGAAGCUGAUAUCCUUUCUGAUCGCAAAGCUAUUCUCUCACAUGGCAAGCUGAAUUGUGUUGGCUCAUCUCUGUUCUUGAAGAAAAAAUGGGGAAUUGGCUAUCAUUUAAGGAUGUAUAUAAAUGAAAUUUGUGAUUCUGAAAGAACAACGUCACUGGUUAAGCACUACAUUCCUUCGGUGAAAUUAUCAGGACAACAUGAAAAUGAGCUGAGAUACAUCCUGCCUUCAGAACACGUGAAUAAAUUUCCAGAUUUGUUCAGUGAAAGUGAUCAACAGACAGAUCUAGGAAUACUUGACUAUGGAGUUACUAUGACAACUCUGGAAGAUGUCUUCCUUAAACAAGAAGGAAAUGAAAAAAAUUCCGGGGAAGGAGAAGAACCAGGAAAGGAUGAAAUGGAACAGAAUCUGCUGUUGCUGUCAGAGAUGGGGAAAGUGACAAUGAAGGGCUUAGGACUCUGGAGACAACAAGUUUAUGCCAUUGCAAGAAUGCACUUUUUAAAUCUCAAGAGGGAAUGCAAAAUCUGGGGAGCCCUUUUACUAAUUUCUGGAAUCAUUUUAUUACCUUAUAUAUUUCAAACUGCUUCCUUUGCUGUUUCGUUGACCAUGCAUUAUGCAGAGCUUCAUCCUGGGUUAUACUUUCAGCCAGGAAAGUGGCAUUUCAAGGAAAAAUCUGGACUUCUGAUCCUUAACAACACAGGUGAAAAAAUUGACAAUUUUAUCCAGGCAGUAAAGAACCAGAACAUUCUUAUGGACGUAAUCUCAGGUAACAAUAUCAGUGACCAGCUGGCUCACAAUGGGGCCAUACAAGUAGACAUUGAAGACAAGAAAUACGGGUUCACACUUAUGUGCCACAUAGAAAAAACUAACUGCUUUCCUGUGCUUGUCAACAUCAUCAGCAAUGCAUUUUUGAACAUGCUUAAUUCCACUGCCCAUCUUCGAAUUUGGAGUCAAUUGUUUUUAGGGGAAUUUCAAAAUGAACAUCUUCCAUUUUAUUUUUUGGAAUUACAAAUGUUAGAGACUUUCAUUUUUCUGCCUGCUUUACCACCUCAGUUUGCAAUGAUGAGCAUGAAUGACUACAAGAUAAAAACUCACUCUCAGCUCUGGAUCUCAGGGCUUUUUCCUUCUGCCUAUUGGUUUGGACAAGCUCUGAUAGAUGUUCCUCUGCACUGUGCCCUACUUGUUUUAGGGUUAUGGCCCUGGAUUCUAAAAUUAACUAUUGUAACCACUGGGAAUCUGAGCAUUUUAUGUUUACUUUUGGUGAUAUUUAUGCUUGGUUAUAGUACCUCUGUGGUCCUAUUCCUAUAUUUGAUUGCUUUCAUAUUUCGUAAAAAUAUGCAUACUGCCAGUUUUUGGUCAUUCAUCUUGGUAUUAGUGUCUGUAAUUUCAUUUGCAAUAGUUGUAUCAUCUGUAUCAUUUACUUCACCUCUGAUAUAUCCAUUUAUUGCUUUGAUUCCUACAUUUCCAGUUACGAGUUUUUUAAUUUUCUUUUCAACGGUACUGGGUUAUUUUUAUAUACCUGAUGAUGAAAUAUAUAAUUUUUAUAUAAAUAAGAUCUGGAUGUCUGCCCUCAUGCCUUAUAUCCACAGCAUAAUUUUCAUUUUUUUACUUCGCUAUCUGGAACUGAAAUAUAACAGACCAGUUAUGAGAAGAGAUCCUGUGUUUAGGAUUUCUCCGCAAAGAAAAAGAAGCCAUCAGAAUCCUGAGGAGCUCAGCGAAGAGAACGAUAGAGACGUCCUAGAUGAAAGGAGAAGAGCUCAGAGUGCACUGGCUUCUGCCAGUGAAGAAGAGAAACCAGUGAUCAUUGUCCACAACUUGUGCAAAGAGUACAGAUAUGGGAAGGCUUGUUCUACUCCAUGUUUCAACAGAGAGCCGAGGAGAAAAUUGGCUACCAAAAAUGUUUCUUUUUGUGUUAAAAAAGGAGAAAUAUUGGGGCUUCUGGGACCAAAUGGUGCUGGUAAAAGUACAACAAUUAGCAUGAUAAUAGGAGAUGUGGAUCCAACUGCUGGGCAGGUGCAGAUUAAAGGAGCGGACGGAGCUGCGACAGAGGAGAAUGCUGCUCUUGGCUGCUGCCCUCAGGAGAACGCACUCUGGUCCAGCCUGACCAUGAAAGAACACCUGGAGAUUUUCGCAGCCGUAAAAGGGAUAAAGAAGGACGAUGCUAUUGUGGCCAUUGAUCGAAUAGCUCAAGUUCUAGACCUUGAAGUGCAUUUAAAAAAGACAACUAAGACAUUACCUGCUGGAUUAAGUAGAAAAUUGUGCUUUGCCCUGAGCAUGUUGAGUAAUCCUACCUUGUGGCUACUAGAUGAACCAACCACUGGCCUGGAUCCCAAAGGAAAACACCAAGUGUGGAGAGCAAUUCACACUAUGCUGCAGAACAAGGAUGAAGGUGCCAUUUUGACGACUCAUCACAUGGAGGAAGCAGAGACAGUGUGCGACCGAGUAGCUAUCAUGGUGUCUGGACAGCUCAGGUGCCUGGGUUCAAUUCAGUAUCUGAAAAGCAAAUUUGGAAAAAAUUAUUUGCUGCAAAUAAAAGUAAAAGGAGAAGAACAAGGGGAUCUUGUGAAUACUCAGAUUCUAAAAAUGUUCCCACAGGCAGCUCGUCAGGAAAGGAUAUCCACUUUGUUGGUCUACAAGAUUCCAAUGAAAGAUGCACUGCCUCUCUCUAAGGCUUUUUCCAUGCUAGAAAAAGCUAAACAACUCUUCAGUCUUGAGGAGUACAGCUUUUCUCUGAACACUUUGGAACAGGUUUUCCUAGAACUUUGCAAAGACCAAGAGCGAGAUUAUGUUGAUUUGGCUCUGAAUACAACUUUUGAUUGGAAGAAACUUCAGGAAGCUGAUCUCUAAGUCAUCAAUGCAUUUAAAAAACUGAAAAGUACUGACGCAAACACUGAUGCCUUGAUCUGGAAGAGAGAGUAAUCUCUUGAUAAUGGAGUUUAUAAUCUGUUGCUUAGAAUGGAAGCCUUUUAAGGAAAACGCAUUGUGACUAACCCUUUUACUAGCCAUAUCUAGAGAAUUUACAGUUCAGGAAAUUUUCAACCAAGAAGAAACGUGAAUUUCUCUGGAUUGUUUCAUGUUUCAGGAACAUAAUUUUCACCUUUUAUUGUGUGUGUAAAUUAAAGUACACAUAAUACUUUCAAAUAUAUUAUUUAGAUCUGCUUUCUUAAAUGAGUACAGAUGGUAUAUUUUUCAGAUUAAAAUAUGUAAGUGCCUUAAUUCUGAUAAAUAUUAUAUAUACAGUAUACCCAAUGUUUAUAUGGCAAAUAAAUUGCUGUUUUCUA